Messenger RNA from Fusarium sp. VM40, 915 nucleotides. Lineage: Eukaryota; Fungi; Ascomycota; Sordariomycetes; Hypocreales; Nectriaceae. The record is from the annotation of a GenBank genome assembly.
AUGCCUGAACUAAGAGCAAUCAGCAAGAUCUUCACUGCCCUCGAGCAAGCCGAGGGGGCUGGCGCUAGAGUUCGGCGCGCCAUUGGCAGCAGAUUCCAGCGCAACUUCUCGCCAUUCCUCAUGUUUGAUCAUAUGAACGGUAGCAAUGGCGCAGGCUUCCCAGACCACCCCCACCGAGGUCAAGAAACAGUAUCCUACAUCCUCGCAGGGUCCGUUGAGCAUGAAGACUUUGUUGGGAAUAAAGGCAUCCUCCAUGCUGGUGACCUUCAAUUCAUGACGGCGGGGCGAGGCAUUAUGCAUUCUGAGCAGCCGCUGCCUGAUCCUGACGGAAAGCCCGGGGCUGGUUUUCAGCUGUGGGUCGAUCUCCCAAAGCAUCUGAAGAUGUGUGAGCCCCGAUAUCGAGAUCUCAGGGCCAAGGAAAUCCCACACGCGCAUAUCGAUAACGGCAAGGUCCUUGUUAAGGUCAUCUCAGGCCAAUCCGGCAACAUUGAUGGCGUCAAAGACUUAGCAUACACACCUGUGUGGUAUCUAGAUGUCGAGAUUCAACCGGGCGGAGAACUGGUUCAGUCUCUGCCCCAAGCUUGGAAUGCUUUCUCUUACGUCUUUGAGGGCUCUGCCAACUUUAAAUCUGAACCUGGCGUCUCGACAAAGGUUAAUCAGUACGGCACGGUCAUAUACAAACCCGAAGGAGAUGCGGUUGAUAUCCAGGUUGCCGAGAAUGCACCUCGCAGCGCUCGUGUCCUUAUUAUCGCAGGCCAGAUUCUAGACCAGCCAAUUGUUCAACAUGGACCUUUUGUAUCAACUACCUCUGAAGGAAUCCGGCAAGCUGUUGAAGACUUUUACGAGAACAAAAACGGAUUUGAGAGAGCGAAGGGAUGGCAGAGUGAGAAUAUGAGGCGCAGAAUGAGUAUAUAA